Messenger RNA from Alternaria atra, 1338 nucleotides. RefSeq lists its product as uncharacterized. The record is from RefSeq and is a predicted model, not a curated record. The coding region runs from base 1 to 1338 and encodes 445 amino acids. The transcript is spliced from 2 exons. Gene Ontology annotation, molecular function: transaminase activity; pyridoxal phosphate binding. Lineage: Eukaryota; Fungi; Ascomycota; Dothideomycetes; Pleosporales; Pleosporaceae. Gene Ontology annotation, biological process: biosynthetic process; amino acid metabolic process.
AUGACGACCUUAAAGGAGUCAAAGCUAUCCAACCGCGGUAGCUAUGCAAGUACAGCGGGAGCCAAAGACUUUGAAGUGUGGGACAUAAUUACGAACCUGUGGGACCCAGAUACUAAUCCUGAUGGCUACGUGUCUCUCGGUCUUGCGGAAAACAAUCUCAUGCACGACCGGUUACUGGAAUUCCUCGAUGCAAAACGACUUGUUGAUGACACAGCUCACGGGCUGACCUAUGGCGAUGGCCCGUUUGGAUCAAAGCGGGUCAAAGCUGUGAUUGCUUCAUUCUUGAGCACUCAUCUGCGAUCGGCAAUUGAGCUGAAGCCUGAACACGUCUUCAUCACCAAUGGAGUUUCGUCGGCUAUUGAGCAUUGUGCCUGGACUCUCGCUAAUCCGGGGGAGGGUAUCCUGCUUGGACGACCAUACUAUCGCGCUUUUCUACCAGACAUCGGUACGAGGACAGGAGUCCAGAUUGUUCCGGUAUCAUUUGGACAAGUGGAUCCUUGCCAUCUAGACUGUGUGCAGAAGUACGAAGAAGCGCUGCUGAGAUCAAAUGAGCAGGGUGUGCCGGUUCGCGCACUUAUGCUCUGCCACCCGCAUAACCCUCUUGGAAGAUGCUAUCCUAGGGAUACGCUUAUUGGGCUGAUGAAGUUGUGUCAGAAGUACCAGAUCCACCUGAUCAGCGAUGAAAUCUACGCGCUUUCUACAUGGAAGAAUACCGUUGAUGAUCUCGCUCACGGAUAUACCGGUUUUGAAUCUAUCUUGUCAAUCAACUGCAAGGACACAAUUGACCCUUCACUGGUUCACGUUCUCUGGGGUGUUUCAAAAGACUUUGGUGCAAAUGGGAUAAGACUGGGUGCCAUCGUCUCGCAGUCGAACCCAGCUUUUCUUGCUGCAUUGCGAACAUGCAGCAUUUACUCCUCGCCAUCAUCACUCACUGAGAACGCUGUUGUGCACAUCUUAUCCGACACGUCUUUUGUCGAAAGUUACAUCGCGACAAACCAAGCACGUCUCUCGGCUGCACAUACACAGACUGUUGGCGCUCUUCGAAAGCACGGCAUUGAACACAUGCCUGGUGCGAACGCUGCUUUCUUUCUAUGGAUCAACUUGGGCAAGUUUGUGCGCGAGAAGACAUCCUUAAGAGAAAAGGGGAUGCAGGAAUACUCCGGGUCAGAGAGCACAAGACUUAUCCAAGACCGUUUGUUGGCCAAGAAGGUGUAUUUGGUUCCCGGGGAUGCCGUAGGUGCAGAAGAGCCAGGCUGGUUUCGAAUGGUCUUCACUCAACGCGAGGAACUAGUAGCUGAAUGUGUUAGGCGGAUCGUGGAAGCGCUGGAGCCAAAGUAA